GAUUUGGAGGUUAUUUAGUUAGGUUUAUAGUAGUACAUCUACAGAUUAAUAUGAUUUGGAAACGUAGGCAUACCUGCUGGCGAAAAUAAUUGAAAAGAGAAAGAAAGAGAAGGAGGAGAGAGUAAAACGACAGCGUUGGUUUCGUCCCCAGGAAAGCAUUAGAAUUGCGGUGGAGGAGGAUCCGUCAUCCCUCGCAUAGCAUUAGCUUUGCAGAGGUCAUCAAAUCGAACCUCCAUUCCCGCGUUCCCCCAACGCUUCUCUCCAUUUCACGCUAUUUUCACCCUAAACUUUUGUUUCUUUCAUUUCAUUUGUAGCUCAAGCUUUUCAUUCUUCAAUUAUGAGUUCCACCCCUUCCAAUACCAUCUCCAUUUUUUGAUUCCUCGAUCCAACGCAUUCAUUAAGCGUUCGAGAUGGCAUGGUUUAGUGGGAAAAAUGCGUGGGGGAACUUCCCUGAUUUGGCUGGAGCCGUGAAUAAGCUUCAGGAGAGUGUGAAGAGUAUUGAGAAGAAUUUUGAUUCCGCUCUUGGCUUCGAAGAGAAGUCUGAAUCCAGCAAUGAAGCUGCAGGAUCAUGGCCGAUGUCCACUGACACGAAAACACUAUUUAAUCCUGUUAUGGCCUUUAUGGGGAACAAAAGUGAGGAAACUAGAGAAGAAAUGUCUGAAAAUGCUGAAUCCUCUCAACACGAGUCUGAAAUCGAGAAGUCUCCAGAACGACCUGAGUCUCUGGAUCAUACACCUGUGGCUGAGGGAAAAGAAGCCCUCGAAACUGAUAACGCAGUCCAAAUGGAAGCUGAAGAAACCACUGUUCGAGAAGAAAAUAAAGUGCUUAAGGUAGAAGAAGAUGGUGAGCGUACAGAGUCAGCAGAUGAAACAAUUGCACAGAAUUUGCAAGAUGGAAAGGAACACCAGUUACUGGAGAUGCGUGUAGAAUUGUCUGAAUCCCCAAUGCAGAAGCAUGAUAGUUUGGAUUCUGUUGAUCAUCCUAGAGAGGCAGAGACUGCUGAAGUGGAAGCCUCUGGGAGUCCAGUCUUGGUGCAACCCAUGAUUUCUCAUAUUGAGGACAACUUAGUUGAGGGUGUUACUAGUGAGCCUGGUGAGGUACAUGGUAUUAAUGAUGGGCAUGAAAGUUUUCAAGUCACGACAAAAGAGGAGAGUAAAGAAGAAGAAGAGAGGAUGCAAGACGAAGAAAGCGCAAAGAGAAUUUCUUCUGUUCAACCCGAGGCAUCAGGUGACAGUGAGAAAAGAGAUGAUACCGACACUUCUGUUCUAUAUUCUGUGGCUUCUGAGGAAACCAAUAGGAUUGAUCAAUCAUAUAAUGAAAGCUUGUCCAGUGCUACUCCCCUGCAUGAACCUUCUGAGGUGAUAUCAGUAUUUGUUUCACAUGACCAUGGAGCUAGUGUUAAAGAAAAUGAAAAAAACCACUUUACCAACGAUGUUGAAACUGAUAUGAAAGAGCAGCAUUUGAGUUCUGCAAGAACUAUGUCUGACUCAGGUUCCAUGCUUGAACUAGAGAAGGUGAAGAUGGAGAUGAAAAUGAUGGAAGCUGCACUACAAGGUGCUGCAAGACAAGCUCAGGCUAAAGCUGAUGAGAUUGCAAAAUUGAUGAAUGAAAAUGAACAAUUAAAAACUCUGAUUGAGGAUCUCAAGAGAAAAUCCAAUGAGGCCGAAGUUGAGUCCUUGCGAGAGGAAUACCAUCAGAGGGUUGCAACUCUUGAGAGAAAGGUUUAUGCUCUUACUAAGGAAAGGGAUACACUUCGCCGAGAGCAGAGUAAAAAAAGUGAUGCAGCUGCUCUCUUGAAGGAAAAGGAUGAAAUAAUUAAUCAAGUUAUGGCAGAAGGUGAAGAGCUUUCCAAAAAGCAGGCUGCUCAAGAAUCUACAAUUAGGAAACUAAGGGCUCAGAUUAGAGAUCUUGAGGAGGAGAAGAAAGGUUUGAAUACUAAACUUCAGGUAGAGGAGAAUAAAGUAGAAAGUAUCAAAAGGGACAAGACAGCUACAGAGAAGUUAUUACAAGAAACAAUAGAAAAACAUCAAAAUGAAAUUGCAGCACAGAAAGAAUAUUAUACUAAUGCUUUGGCUGCUGCUAAGGAGGCUGAAGCAUUAGCAGAGGCUCGUGCGAACAAUGAAGCAAGAACUGAGCUAGAGAGUCGUCUAAGAGAAGCUGAGGAACGUGAAUCUAUGCUAGUCCAGGCACUUGAAGAAUUGAGGCAAACAUUAAGUAGAAAGGAACAACAGGCGGUCUUCAAAGAAGACAUGCUUCGCAGAGACAUUGAGGAUCUUCAAAAACGCUACCAGGCUAGUGAAAGAAGGUGUGAGGAACUGAUUACACAAGUUCCAGAAUCCACAAGGCCACUUUUAAGGCAAAUUGAAGCCAUGCAGGAAACAAAUGCCAGAAGAGCUGAAGCUUGGGCUACUGUUGAAAGAACUCUCAAUUCUCGACUUCAGGAAGCUGAGGCUAAAGCUGCAACUGCUGAGGAGAGAGAGCGAUCUGUGAAUGAACGCUUAUCUCAAACCUUGUCUCGAAUUAAUGUCCUUGAGGCUCAGAUUUCAUGUCUUAGGGCAGAACAGACUCAGUUAAGCAGGACCCUAGAAAAGGAGCGACAAAGGGCAGCUGAAAGUAGGCAGGAAUAUCUUGCUGUAAAGGAGGAGGCUGACACUCAAGAAGGCCGUGUGAGACAGCUUGAGGAAGAGAUUAGAGAAAUUAGACAGAAAAACAAGCAAGAGUUACAUGAUGCAUUGAUACACAGGGAGCUUCUUCAGCAGGAGAUAGAAAAAGAAAAGGCUGCUCGAUUGGAGCUAGAGAGAACUGUUCGUGUUAAUUCUGUGCCAUUAUCAGAUCAAACUCCCUCUACGAAGCUACCUUCUGCUUUUGAGAAUGGAAACCUGUCUCGGAAAGUCUCUAGUGCAAGUUCCCUGGGAAGCUUGGAGGAAAGCCACUUUCUGCAAGCAUCAUUGGACUCAUCUGACAGUAUUUCUGAUAGGAGAAACCAUGGAGAACUAAACAUGAGUCCUUACUAUAUAAAGAGUAUGACGCCUAGUUCUUUUGAAGCUGCACUUCGUCAGAAGGAGGGUGAACUUGCUUCAUACAUGUCACGCUUGGCAUCAUUGGAAUCUAUUCGAGAUUCUCUUGCUGAGGAGUUGGUCAAAAUGACAGCACAGUGUGAAAAGUUGCGUGGGGAGGCUGUUGUAUUACCUGGCUUAAGAUCAGAGCUAGAAGCACUAAGGAGGAGGCACUCUGCUGCUUUGGAAUUGAUGGGUGAACGUGAUGAAGAGCUGGAGGAACUUCGUGCGGAUAUUGUAGACUUGAAGGAAAUGUACAGAGAACAAGUGAACUUACUCGUUAACAAGAUCCAGAUAAUGAGUUCAUCAAUGGGUAACACCUAAUUUGGUCGAAGAAGGGGCUGGGAAUUGGAGAGGGUAUUGUCUAGCAACUGUUUGAGAUGGUCAUGACCGUGUCUCUGAGCUGCGUGUGAUAUCAAUUGACACAGUAAUAGUGUAUUGAAGAUUAGAUCCUUUGGCUUCAGGAGAACGAUUCCAUCAGGUCCUCAUUGGAAAUUUUAUAUUGUGCUGCCUGGGCAACGGAUGCUGAUAGUCAAUCCUUGUUAAGGGAAUGUUGUAUAGUCGUCCUUUUUAUACCGUAUUCAAACUUCGCAAGAUCCAAAGAAUCUUCUUACUGAGAUUGUUGACAAUUCCCCCCGGAGUGUGUAUAACGUUCCAAAUAAACAAAAGAGGAGCACUAGCUAAAACGAGUGUUUUUUCGAGUGCUAGAAAAUAUAUAUUCCUUUGAAUUUGUGACCAUGUUGGACAUUUCAUUUUUUGCCCCACUUUGUCAUACUAAUUAAUUUGUGCGUUUUAUCUAUUAAAAAAUAACAAUUAAU
Molecule: messenger RNA, 3874 nt
Organism: Abrus precatorius (Indian licorice)
Lineage: Eukaryota; Viridiplantae; Streptophyta; Magnoliopsida; Fabales; Fabaceae
Product: golgin candidate 5
Exons: 20
Coding region: 411-3380 (989 amino acids)
Source: RefSeq, a predicted model, not a curated record